Molecule: messenger RNA, 1686 nt
Organism: Musa acuminata AAA Group (dessert banana)
Lineage: Eukaryota; Viridiplantae; Streptophyta; Magnoliopsida; Zingiberales; Musaceae
Product: RNA polymerase II C-terminal domain phosphatase-like 3
Exons: 9
Coding region: 1-1686 (561 amino acids)
Cellular component (GO): nucleus
Molecular function (GO): RNA polymerase II CTD heptapeptide repeat phosphatase activity
Source: RefSeq, a predicted model, not a curated record
AUGACAACCGAUCGAGCAAAAGAGAUCGAUGCUUUGGUUGACUCACCAGCUUCCGAGGAUCACGAUGAAGGGAAAGAGCAGCAGCAUGUUGGAAUCGUGAAUGAUGUUCUGACGAAUUCGUCUACGGAGCCUAACAUUUCUGCUGGCGAUCAACUCUCUCCUGCAAAGCUUGAAGAAUUAGAGAACGGAGGUAUCGGAUGCAAUGCCUUGGAUGAGGGGCCCGUGGAAGGAACCACAGCUGGUAGGAAGCGCAAGACAAUGGAUGAGUACGAAUCUAUGGACUAUACCAUGAGUUAUACUCCCUUUAAGUCCGAUGAAUCUGAGCAAAAUCAAGCAGGAACAUCUCGGAUUACUCCACAGUCAGUUUUCAUGUGCUCUCGAGAUGACAACGUGUGGAUCGGCUUGAAACCUCGUGAUCCCCGUCGUGUUCUGUUCAAGAAUGUGAUCGUUGCACCUGAACAAAACAAAGUAGAUGGUGUCAUCGCUGCAAGAGAACCACUUCUUCCCCUUGUCACUUGUAGCUCAUCAAUUCCUCACGGUAGCAGAAUCCAAGCAAGUGGGGAAGGUGCUUCAGAAUUACCCAAGCUUUGUGGUGGUAUAGAUCAUCUACUCGUCGGGUGUAAUGAUCAACAGAGAGCAGCUAUACAUAGGGAGAUAGCAAGAAGGAUCAUGGAACAUAUCAGACUGUUAGCCGCUAGGAAGCUCUCUCUCGUGCUUGAUUUGGACCACACUCUCCUUAAUUCAACGACGUUUGUAGAUGUCAAUCCAGUUCACGAAAAUACAUUGAGGAGCAACGAAGAGCGAGACAGGAAGCUGCCGCAACGCCAUCUUUUCCGCCUCCAACAUCUGGGAUUGUGGAUUAAAUUUAGACCGGGCAUCUGGAAUUUUCUGUGCAAGGCUAGCAAGCUUUACGAGUUGCAUGUAUGCACCAAGGGAAGCAUGGCGUAUGCUGCUGAGAUGGCAAAGCUGCUUGACCCAACAGGAUCUUUGUUCUCCGGGCGCGUCAUCUCAAGGGGAGACGAUGAUGGUGAUGCAUCACCAUCUGACGUUGUCGAAAGGGCUUCCAAACACAAAGAUCUAUCUGGGGUUUCAGGACUGGAAUCCGCUGUUGUGAUUAUCGAUGAUACUCCGGGAAUGUGGCCGCGUCACCAACCCAACUUGAUUGUUGUAGAGAGAUACCAUUUCUUCCCCAGCAGUAAGCGCAGGUUUGGACUUCCCGGGCCUUCUCUUCUGGAUAUCCAUCGUGACGAGAGUUCAAAAGAUGGGACUCUUGCUAAUGCAUUGGCGGUGAUCGAACGAAUUCACGACAGCUUCUUCUCGCAUCACUCCAUACAAGAGGCCGAUGUUAGAAGUCUGCUUGAAGCAGAGCAACGUAAGGUUCUAAGUGGUUGUCGCAUAGUUUUCAGCCGGGUUUUCCCGGUGGGCGAAGCCAAUCCGCAACAACACCCCCUCUGGAAGAAAGCACAACAGUUCGGUGCUGUCUGCACCGACCAGAUCGAUGAACACGUCACUCAUGUCAUCGCCACUGCUCUUGGGACAGUCAAGGUGCAGCGGGCGCUAUCUACCGGAAAAUUCGUCGUUCAUCCUGGCUGGAUAGAAGCUUCGACUCUUCUGUAUCGGCGGGCCAACGAGCACAACUUUGCAUUGGGAACAAAGGCACCUUCAGCUCAUCCUACCAAAUCUUGA